AUGAUUGGCCUUGAUGGAUGCUUCAUCAAGACUCCAUAUGGGGGUCAACUUCUAACAGCCAUUGGAUGGAACCCCAAUGAUCAGAUUUUGCCAAUUGCCUAUGCUGCUGUUGAAGCAGAGACGAAAGACUCGUGGAGAUGGUUUUUUUUGAAUUUGUGUGAUGAUUUGGGAGUUGAUAAGAUCAGAUGGUGUACAUUCAUGAGCGACCAACAAAAGGGAUUGAUCCCAACCUUUGAUGAGUUGCUGCCUGGCAUAGACCACCGUUUUUGUGUCAGGCACUUAUAUAGCAACUUCAGAAAAAGGUUCCCAGGUGUUCAGCUAAAGAUGAUGAUGUGGAAGGCUGCAAAGGCAACAUAUGUCCAGGAAUGGGAGAGGAGGAUGAAGGAGAUUCAGCAGGUUGAUCAAGGAGCUUAUAAUCAUCUCAUAGAGAUCUCUGCCAAGUAUUGGAGCAAGUCCAGGUUUAAUUAUUUUCCUAGAGUUGAUACACUUGUUAACAACAUGUGUGAGUGUUUUAACUCUGUUAUUGUAGAGGCUAGAGAGAAACCGAUUGUGUCUAUGCUAGAAGACAUUAGGGUUUAUCUAAUGAAUAGGUGGUCUGAUAACAGGCAAAGUAUAGUAACAUAUGCUGGAGAAAUAUUGCCAAAAAUAAACAAGAAAAUUGAAAGGGAGUUUGAUAAGGGUGGGGAGUGGCUGGCCAUAUAUGCUGGUAGGGACAAAUAUGAAGUGUCUAUCAGUCAGGGUAAUAGAGCCAAGAAAAUGUGUCUAGAUGUUAAGAACUAUGUCAACAAGUGUUAUAGGAAAGAGACCUACGUGGACUACUACCAACAUGUAAUCUACCCACUGAAUGGACCAAAUCUCUGGUCCCAGACUGAGAAUGAUGAUGUGCUGCCACCAGUGUUUAGGAAACCAAUAGGGCGCCCAAAACUGAGGAGGAACAAGACUGGUGAUGAGCCACGCAACAAUGGACCAUUGUCUAAGUUAGCCAGGACUGGACAGCAACAAAAAUGUUCAUAUUGUUUUGCACUUGGUCACAACAAAAGAACCUGCCCUAGAAAACGUAAGAUGGAGGCCGCACAGAAUGCAACUGCACAAGCCAAGAAAGGGGCUGGCACAACUAGGACUCCAAAAUUCAGCAAGAUCCCUGCCAAGACAACAACACAGCCAGCAACAAGAGUUCAGCCAAAGAGGAAGAGCAGUACACAAGUUGGAGGCAGCCAGGAGUCACAGACAUCAUGCAAGAGAGCUAGAUGCAGCAGCAGUGCCAGUCAACCACAACCAUCAACAGCAACAGUCACUAGCCCAUCAAGGAGGACCCUGAGGUUCAUGGAAAAAACACCACCUAGGGCCUGGAAGGCAUUGGGAUGA
Messenger RNA from Arachis duranensis, 1365 nucleotides. RefSeq lists its product as uncharacterized. The record is from RefSeq and is a predicted model, not a curated record. Bases 1 to 1365 code for a protein of 454 amino acids. Lineage: Eukaryota; Viridiplantae; Streptophyta; Magnoliopsida; Fabales; Fabaceae. The transcript is spliced from 4 exons. Gene Ontology annotation, molecular function: nucleic acid binding; zinc ion binding.